AUUUCUAACUGGAAUUCUUUUUUUCUUCUUCUCCUUCUUCUUUUUAAAUUAAAGAGUCGUUUCCCGGGCUCGAUGAACAGGUCGAAAACUUUGCGGAAACAUGUGUGAGGAUGCUCCCGGCUCCGUCGGCGUGGCGCGCCUCCGCUGUGUGUGGUGUCAAAAACCGCGGGAGAAGCCGAGACGCGAGGACGCGCGUGAUCAUCGGUGACAUGAGCGGCGGUCGGAUCCGCGCGGCUGGUUGAUGGCACUGCGCGCCGGCGCGUCCUGCAUCGGCCACGUCUUGCGCAGAGUGCCGCGCUUGCACGGCGCGCGUUCGCGGCGCUCCAGCAGCCUGCUGUGCCUGUCCCUGAGCCACGAGCGCGACCUCGACUGCAAGCGCCCGUGCCCAAGCUUCCCCGACUGCCCCUGUCACCACUGCCCGUGCCCGUGCCCGUGCCCGUGCCGCCGCCGCCGCGCACUCCCGGCGGAUCCGCGGGGACAUGAGCCCCACGCGGGCUGGCUCCGGGGCGCCAUGAAGCGGCAGAACGUGCGGACCCUGUCCCUGAUCGUCUGCACGUUCACCUACCUGCUGGUCGGCGCCGCCGUCUUCGACGCGCUCGAGUCGGACUUCGAGAUGCGCGAGAAGGAGCAGCUGCAGGCCGAGGAGAAGCGGCUGCAGGGCAAGUACAACAUCAGCGAGGACGACUACCGAAAACUCGAGACCAUCAUCAUGGAGGCCGAGCCGCACCGGGCCGGCGUGCAGUGGAAAUUCGCCGGAUCGUUUUACUUCGCCAUCACCGUCAUCACCACCAUCGGUUAUGGCCACGCUGCUCCAGGUACCGAUGCAGGGAAGGCGUUCUGCAUGUUCUAUGCGGUUCUGGGAAUCCCCCUGACUCUCGUGAUGUUCCAGAGCCUGGGUGAGCGAAUGAACACCUUCGUCAAGUACCUGCUGAAGCGCAUCAAGAAGUGCUGCGGGAUGCGCAUCACGGACGUCUCCAUGGAGAACAUGGUGACAGUUGGGUUCUUCUCGUGCAUGGGAACUCUGUGCAUUGGGGCCGCGGCUUUCUCGCACUACGAGGACUGGAGCUUCUUCCAAUCUUACUACUACUGCUUCAUCACACUCACCACUAUCGGAUUUGGUGAUUUCGUGGCACUGCAGAAGAACCGUGCUCUGCAGAAAAAGCCUCUGUAUGUAGCCUUCAGCUUUAUGUACAUCCUGGUGGGGCUGACGGUCAUUGGCGCCUUCCUCAACUUGGUGGUGCUGCGCUUCCUCACCAUGAACAGCGAGGACGAGCGGCGGGACGCCGAGGAACGGGCCUCGCUUGCCGGAAACAGGAGCAGCGUCAUCGUCCACGUCCAGGAAGACGCCGUGUCCGGCAGGAUGCACCGAAGGAGGCGGGAUCGAGAUCAGUACAGAUCAGAGGUCGCAGAUUUGCAGUCGGUGUGCUCAUGCAUGCAUUAUCACUCGCACGAUUUCGGCAGCUCCGCCAUGCUGGCGGGAGAGGGCGGAGGAAGAGGGGGGCUGGGGUUGGGAGGAAGGCCGUUCGCGCACCAGAACUCCUUCACAUGCCAGCCGAGAUACUUCCACUCGCCGGUGACGUACCACAUCGAGGAGAUUUCACCGAGCGCACUGAAGAACAGCUUCCUGCCCUCCCCUAUCAGCUCCGUUUCACCCGGCUUGCACAGCUUCACGGACAAUUCGCGCCUGAUGAGGCGACGCAAGUCCGUCUGAACAGGAAAUCUCCCCAGGGCAUCGGGCCCCGCCCACACACUCUUCCUGAUUUUCAAUAACCAGGGUAUUUAUUCUGAAAACACACACAAUAAAGCUGCUCCUUAACCAAAAUCUAUUUUUUUUCCCCACUUUUUUUUUUUUCUUCCCAGGAUGAGAUGUCUGCCCCAGGCUAAUAUGUUAUUAUAAAUUAUGGGGAGCGUAAAUAAGGGAUGAAAUGCGAUAAAACUCAAUGAGUCUCUUAAUAAAGGAUGAAAAGCAUGAAGCAUGGAAUUUUUUUCCCUUCAGAAACUCGUUUAUCUGUACACUCCACAUUAGCGGGCUGCUGUUUUGCCCUUUUUUUCGAGCAACUCCACGAAUCCCAGGCUUGAAUUUUAUGGCCGGAUCUUCUUAUCACCAGACGAUGCACACUUGAGCUUCAGCUACAAUACAGAGGGGGAGAUUAUUUUUUACAGGGAGAAAAAAAAUAUUAAGUUUUAUCUCUGGAGAUGUCUUCAGGUUGAGGGGAAUCUCAAGUGCCACACACUACUGAAUGAGAAAAAAAAAAAUUAUUCGGACUUUCGGGACUUACUUUUAAGGACCAUUUUCUUUUUCUAUUAUAUUUAGAAAGCUAUGACGAUAAGAAGCUGAUUUAUAUAAAAGGAAAUGCCAUGCCAAAAUAUUAUUGUCGAUCCUAGC
Clarias gariepinus (North African catfish) is the source of this 2386-nucleotide messenger RNA. RefSeq names its product potassium channel, subfamily K, member 9 (gene kcnk9). The record is from RefSeq and is a predicted model, not a curated record. Gene Ontology annotation, molecular function: potassium ion leak channel activity. Lineage: Eukaryota; Metazoa; Chordata; Actinopteri; Siluriformes; Clariidae. Bases 242 to 1711 code for a protein of 489 amino acids. Gene Ontology annotation, cellular component: membrane. Gene Ontology annotation, biological process: potassium ion transmembrane transport; stabilization of membrane potential. The transcript has 2 exons.